AGCCGUAUCGCAACAAUAUGGCGCAUGCGUGUGUGUAUGGGUGCGAGCAGCCCGAAACAAAGAGCCCCGAGAGCUUGGCGGAGAAAAACUCGCCCUGCCUGUACUCAUUCCGAGUUAUGCGUUCGCUGUGCGCAGACCGACCGAUCGUCAUUCCGUCUUUGCCGCGUGCGCCUGGUUGUGAUCCAUUUCGUGUGAGCCCGUCUUGAGGGGUUUUUGUUGUUGCGUUUAGUGUCUAUCAAAGCAAGGUGCAUCAUUCGUGCGUAGGUGUAUGUGUGACGUAUGUAUGCGUGUGUGUGUGUACAUGUGAUUUAGUGAAAGCAGCAAUUGUGCUUCAAGUGUGUGCGCUAAUUGCAUCAAGCAAUACUGUUUGGGAUGCAACAUCAACUGAAGAUUUCCCUGUGACGUUUCAGUGAGUUUCGAAAAGGAAACGAGUGAUUGCUAUAAAACAAAAAGCUAUAAAACAAGUGGAACUAGAGUAGAGCUGUCUAUCCACCCGAUUGCAGCUGUCUUAAUGUCGGUGUGCGCGUGUUCCGUGCGGUGAUGAGCGUUUGAAAAGUCGCGUACCAGUGCCCACAAAGAAACAAAAAAAAAACCCAAAACCAACCCGACAAAAUUGAGUCGAACAAGCGUGCCAGCUGCCCCCCGACCGCCCCCUUCAUGAUCGACACGUGCCGCACGGAGGAGAAGGUGUUCAAGAUUGCCACCAACUACAAGAUGCCGACGCUGCAGCCCCGCAUCGGUUUCAGCAUCGACUCGAUAGUGGGCAACACCACGCCGAAAUCGCCGCCCUCGCCGCCCCACACCAUCACCAAGCAGGGCGACACGGCGAUCGGCGGUGGCGUUGGUGGUGGUGGUGCUGUCCCGCCCGGCAGUGGCCCGGGCGUACGGACGCCCAGCCCGCUCGCCUCCGAGAGCUACUCGGUGCGGUUGAACCGGCUGCAGAGUCUGUCGCCGCCGCACAACUACAGCAUCACCCGGCUGCCCGAGAGCCCCCAGAGCCUGGAAGGAAGUCACGCCAGUGUCCGCUCGCUGGAGGCGCUGCAGUCGCGCCUCUCACCCCCCGUCAGCCACACGGUUAGCCCGGGCGCGGUGCCACUCUCCCUCAAACGGCCACGGAGCUCCUCGCCACCGGUAUCGCCACCGCCGCCGCCGCCCUCAGCGGGCGUCGUUGGGCUGGGCGGCCCGCAGGGUGGUGGUCCGGUACCGCCGGCCCACCCGGCCGGCCCGAUCGUGGUGCCCGGCCUGCCGCCCGGUCUGGUGCGCCCGUUCCCCGUCAGCCCCUCGCAGCACACGCCCGGUGCACACCCUGCCCAACCCGGCGGUCCCCAGCCGGAGCUGAAAUCGUUGCCCCCGUUCCUGCACACGCCCGAGAUGGUGCAGGCGGCCCAUAAUCAGCACUUUCUGGCGGCCCAGUUCCAGGCGGCCGCCCUUGCCCACGCCCAGGCGGGGCAACCGUUCCCGCCGCAUCCGGCCGCCGCCCAUCUGCACAAUCCAAAUAUGCCCCCGCGCGACAGCUACCCGCUCUACCCGUGGCUGCUGAGCCGCCACGGACGCGGCGUGUUCCCGAUCGGCUUCCCAGGAAACUACCUCAUACCGUUCCGCAAGUCGAAGCGCGUCCGGACCGCAUUCUCGCCCUCGCAACUACUCAAGCUGGAGCAUGCGUUCGAGAGCAACCACUACGUCGUCGGGGCCGAGCGCAAGCAGCUCGCCCAGAACCUCAACCUCUCCGAGACGCAGGUGAAAGUGUGGUUCCAGAACCGGCGCACCAAGCACAAGCGCAUGCAGCAGGAGGAGGGCGGUUCCGGCUCCGGCAAGUCCACCGACGGCGACCACCAGAAUCGGUCCGCCUCCAGCCCGACCGGCAGCUGCGACGAGGAGGACGACGAGGACGAGUUCAUCGACAUGGACGACUGUCCGAGCGAUGAGGAAAACAUGCACCACAAUGGCUAAGCCCGCCACGGUGCGCGCCCGUUUCAGUGCCAAAAUGGCGUCACACCCGUGUCGCAGAGGAAAGCGGCUUGCGAAACUGUACCAGUGAUUCACGUGUUUCCACUAGCUUUGGUUCCCCCACUUUUGCUGGAACAAAGUUAGUGCGAGAUCACCAAACCCCGCGCCCAAGCCAACGCAACCGGUGGAGCAGAUACCCGCUCCAUUGCAUUGCAGAGAAAGUAUUGAAAGUAUUAUUAUUGUGUUUUUUUUUCUUUGUACAUUUGUGAGUUAGAAUUGCUAGGAGGUGGCUGGCACUACAGAACGGAAAACAGGGGACAUCAACCCACACCCGCAUUACCAUUAGGGAUUUGUUUGUUUUUUUUUUUUAGAUGCUAACCUUUAUCUCUUGUACAUAGGGCAGGCUGUAGGAUAGUGCAAAGCGUGUUGCGAGAGCAGAGAGUUUUAUUAGUCAUAUAUAGUUUUGGGGGAUCCAUGCCCUUUACCGUGUACUGCUACUACUACUAAUACUACUAUUUGUGUUGCUAACUGAGAAGAUGUAGCAAUCCACUUCAUACGAGGCUAAUGAUGCGUUAAACGAAAAGAAGUAAGCGAGAGAGAGAGAGAGAGAGAGAGAGAGAGAACUAGGGCGUUUGGUGUACAUUGAUUACGAUUAGCACUAGAGUUCCAUGCAGCUCAGACAAACGCCGAUCCGCCACAAAAUCAUGCCAACAAAUGGUGGCAGGGCCGAUGGUUGAGUAACCUGUAAAUUAUCGGAAAUAUUUAAUAAAUGUAGCUAUAAAAACGA
Messenger RNA from Anopheles merus, 2734 nucleotides. Its product is annotated as homeotic protein empty spiracles-like. The coding region runs from base 658 to 1950 and encodes 430 amino acids. The record is from RefSeq and is a predicted model, not a curated record. Gene Ontology annotation, biological process: brain development; neuron differentiation; regulation of DNA-templated transcription. The transcript is spliced from 3 exons. Gene Ontology annotation, molecular function: DNA binding; DNA-binding transcription factor activity, RNA polymerase II-specific. Lineage: Eukaryota; Metazoa; Arthropoda; Insecta; Diptera; Culicidae.